AUGUCGAACACUAGCUUCUGUCAUGUGAUCGAUUGCGACAACUUGGAGGGGGACUUCCUCGAACCUUAUGCAGACAUAUCGGGCACUGGUGUACUUGUAGGGUUUAUCGGGACCGCUUAUCUCGCUUUUGUACUCGUCACUGUCAGCUACUUUCUAGCGUUUGACCCUAGCGAAAAUCCGUUCAACAGUCGCAUCACUGUUGAUGAAGAUGCUGCGAACGCCUAUUGGAAGCCAAAUCCGAUUAACAAAAGAUUAAUCGCCUGGAUACGAAAGCCGUCGCUACUGAUAUCUAGCACACGCGAGCGACUUCAAGCUGCGUUCGACGAGGUGAGGAUAAAGAGUAACCACUUUGUGAAAGCGAUUAAUAUUAAUAUCACUCACUGA
Messenger RNA from Colletotrichum siamense, 384 nucleotides. RefSeq lists its product as uncharacterized. Bases 1 to 384 code for a protein of 127 amino acids. The transcript is spliced from 2 exons. NCBI's taxonomy places the organism in Eukaryota, Fungi, Ascomycota, Sordariomycetes, Glomerellales, Glomerellaceae. The record is from RefSeq and is a predicted model, not a curated record.